CAGCUUAGCGCUUAUUACUCCCUCCAUAUGAUGCUGCGAACUGUAUUUCUAAACACCACCCGCUGUGCAGCACGCCCUACGCUACUCGCGCGUCAAACUGCGAGACCAAUCUAUCAGGUCCUCGCGCGGUACGAGUCGAGCAAAGCUAACGAUGCUCUGAAAGCCGCUCGCAAAGCCAAGGACAAGCUCCAGAAGGAUUGGCAAGGGCCUGUACUCGCAUAUGAGCAAGUUAAACCCAAGACCCUCAGUCCCAGUGCAGACGCCUACCUGAUUGACGUGCGUGAGCCCGAUGAGGUUAUGCAAGGCUCUAUUCCGUCCUCUGUGAAUCUGCCACUCUCGGUACUUGCCAACUCGUUCCAUCUUACCCCUCAAGCCUUCAAGGCACAGCAUGGUUUCGAGAAGCCAGGAAAGAAACAAGAAGUCGUGUUCUACUGUCGCAGUGGAAUGAGGAGUGCUAGUGCAUGUGAUAUUGCAAAGAGGAAUGGAUACGAGAACAUUUUUAAUUAUGAAGGCUCGUGGCUAGACUGGACGUCACGAGAAGGAGGCAAGGGGUCUACUACUUCAAGUUGAUGUACUUCCCCACAUUUUAAUAACACAACAUGCAUAAUACAGCCCUCGAGAAUAUUUUUCUUCCAUAGCGGAUAAAAUGAGUUUAGAAUGACCUUCCAGUUCUCAACCCUGCGUGGAUUUUGAAAGCGUGGUCGACGUUUG
Messenger RNA from Suillus bovinus, 711 nucleotides. Its product is annotated as Rhodanese-like domain-containing protein. The coding region runs from base 28 to 570 and encodes 180 amino acids. Gene Ontology annotation, cellular component: mitochondrion. The record is from RefSeq and is a predicted model, not a curated record. Gene Ontology annotation, molecular function: thiosulfate-cyanide sulfurtransferase activity. Lineage: Eukaryota; Fungi; Basidiomycota; Agaricomycetes; Boletales; Suillaceae. The transcript has 3 exons.